Molecule: messenger RNA, 2683 nt
Organism: Daktulosphaira vitifoliae (grape phylloxera)
Lineage: Eukaryota; Metazoa; Arthropoda; Insecta; Hemiptera; Phylloxeridae
Product: adenylate kinase 7-like
Exons: 15
Coding region: 102-2417 (771 amino acids)
Source: RefSeq, a predicted model, not a curated record
UAUGAAUGGUUUAAAUAAAACAAAAAAAAUAUAUUUUAUUAGUUAAUGAAAUAUAAAUAUAUUUUUUUUUAUUAAUUGUUGUUGAAGCACAUAUAACAAAAAUGGAUGAAAUCAUAAAUUUUUUAAAAGAAGAAAAUAAUAAUGAUGAGGAAGAUGAUUUUUUUGGUUUUAAAGCAUCAAAAAAGAGAGUUAAAGCUUUACAGGAAGAGAAAAAAGCUAAAGAUAUAGAAAGUAAAAUAUUUUAUGCAGUAAAUAGAGUAUUUGUAAAUCAUGGAGAUUCGUAUCAUGGAAAAUAUAUAAUACAAGAGUUAAAUCAAACAUCAUUAGAAGAAAUUGAGCUUUAUAAUGAAAAUAAUACAUUGGAUGAAGAGUUUAAUGAACAAAAUUCAAUAAAUAAAAAUGUUCAGGAAAUCAGAAUUAAAUCAAAUCAAUUCAGUAAUUCAGAAAACUGUUAUAAAAUAGAAUCUGAAACUCAGGACUAUACAAGAGAAAAUAAACCUAAAGUAAAAUUGUUGACAUAUGGAGUGAAAUCUAUUAAUUAUGAUGUUAUUACUACAUUAAAAAAUAAAAACAUGAAGAAUUUCAAAAAUUAUGAAUACCUGAAAUCACUUAAAAAAGUAAUUGUACCAAAUAAUAAGAUUAUGUUAAUGAAUGACAUAAAAAAAUGCUCAAUAGUUGUAUUUGAUAUAUCAAUAGAUGAUACUCAAAUUUUUGAAGCAAAACAAUCUAUAAAAGAAAUAUUGGAGGUAAUUGAUUUUGUUAAAGAUCAACCAAAUAGUGAAAUAGCUAAGCAAAAUGGCAUACGUGUAUUCAUACUUAUAUCAAGUAUAUUAACAUGGGCUUUCACACAAAAAAAAAAUAACAUAAACCCAAUUACUCAAAACGAUUACUUAAAAAGAAUUUACCAUCCUAAUUACAAAAAAUUUUAUGACUUGGAAAACUACAUACUGCUGCUAAAUGAUUUAUAUAAAGGAUAUUUCUAUGGGAUAAUACUUGCACCAGGAAUAGUUUAUGGCCAAGGAGAACAUGCAUUAGAAUACAUAUUAUCAACAGCUUUUAAUGAGAAAGAGCAGUUUAUGAUACCAGAAAUUAAUAAUAAUUUACCUAUUAUACAUGUUAAAAAUCUAGCUAGAAUUGUUAGAAAUUUGGUAAAUCACUAUGAUAAAAUAGUGCAACCAUAUAUAAUUGGAGUGGAGACAUCUAAAUUUAGUCUCAGUAAUAUAACAGAAGCCAUAAGAGAUGAAGUAAAUAAAGAAGAAUAUAUAUAUUGUGAUUAUAGCUGCUUAUUUAUUAAUAAAAAAGUCACACAAAAAAUUUAUGACAUGAUAACAAUUUCUCUUCAAGUAGUACCAUUAAUUGAUGAUUACAUCAUAAAUAUACUAAAUUUAGAAGAACUUAAUUUACAUAAAUUUAACAAAGCUAAACAGCUCAUUACAGAAUACUUAAUUGAACAAAACUUACAAGCAAAAAAAAUUGUAAUCAACGGUCCAUAUGGAACUUCUGAUAUGUCAAAAAAAAUUGCAAUGAUAUACAACUUAGAUUGCAUAGAUAUUUCAUCACUCAGCGAAGAAUUUUUGUUUUUAAAAGAAAACGAAAUUAGUAAUACUGCAUCAAUUAUUAAUAAAAAAAAAUGUAUAUCAAAUUCAACAUAUACAUUAAAUAUGGAUUCAAGAAGUAAUAUUAAAUAUGAUGAAAUUGAAAAUAUUAAUCAAGAUAUACAUAGAAUCAAAGAAAUAAUAAAAGAACAAAAAAAGUACUUUAAAGAUCAUGGUCAAAUUGAUGACAAGUAUCUCAUUCCAUUGAUAAAACAAAAAUUAUACAGUCACAAGGCUAAAUAUAGAGGCUAUAUAAUUAGUAAUUACCCUGAAACCAUUAAACAAGCUCAAGUAAUAUUUGAAUCAAAAGAGCUAAAUCAAUCCAUUAAGACAUAUUCAGAUAUAUUUCCAACUAUAAUAGUAAACAUAGUAAUGACUAAAACUUCAAUUGAACAGAAAAAUAUACACAAUGAAUAUUUGGUUUCAAGCUUAAAAGAAAAUAAUUGGUUUACCAAAGAUUUUAAAUUAAAUGAAGAGGAUAUAUUGAAAUUUAUUAGAAACCAAGACAAUUUGGAAGUAUGGAAAAAUCGUGACGUCGUAAAAUAUCUAGAGUUGAAAUAUAAACCAGUUGUAUACAAUAAGUGCUUAACAAUAGAUUUAAAUAACCCAACAUUACUAGCUUCAGAAGAUUUUGAUGAAGUAUUAGAAUCAAUUAAACAGAAUAUUCCAAUAGAUACUGGAGAUAAAAAUUAUGAUAUUGAUGACAUAAAAAAUAUGAUAAAUAAAGUAAAUGAAGUUAUAAAAUAUGAUCCAAUUGAAUUAUUGAAAAAUCCAAAUUUUGAUCAUAAAAAAAACACUAAAGUAGAAAUGGUAUUAAAAUAAAGUGUAUUAAAAAAAUAAUGACAUUAAAAAAAAAUUAAGUCAGCAGAUUUUUUAAGUCAAAAACAAAAAGAAAAAGAAGGAAAAUUAUUAUUAAAUAAUGCCAAACUCGUGAACUUCAUAAUCCAAAGUGUUAACCCAAUAUUAGUCCCAGGAAUAGUUGAUAUUAUUCAAAAGAAACCUUCAGAUCCAGUUGACUUUUUAGUAAGACUAACUAAAGAAUAUAUUUAUAGCUUUUUUUCAUAGAAACAAAACAUUUAGAUAUUUUA